Messenger RNA from Fusarium musae, 1083 nucleotides. RefSeq lists its product as uncharacterized. The record is from RefSeq and is a predicted model, not a curated record. Gene Ontology annotation, molecular function: iron ion binding; monooxygenase activity; heme binding. The transcript has a single exon. The coding region runs from base 1 to 1083 and encodes 360 amino acids. Lineage: Eukaryota; Fungi; Ascomycota; Sordariomycetes; Hypocreales; Nectriaceae.
AUGAGCAGUCCUCCAUACUCACUGCAGUCCGUUGCGCUGCUAGACCCCUUGAUCAAGGGCAACGCCCGACGUCUCGCCCAACGACUCAAAAGCGGCACAUCAUCUCCCGUCGAUGCCUACACAUUCUGCGGUCUUUUCAGCCUCGAGGUAAUUUGCCAAGCUGGCUUCGCGAAAGACUUCUCCAACGACACCAACGGCGCAGCAGCUCUCAAGCUCCUCCAAGCAAUGGACGGAAGCGCACUCACCCUGCUCUUCGACGGCGCUCUUCCUUUUGUAGCCAGGUUUGACAUCGGGACCAAAUUACCAGGUGCCAUUGGUGACUCAUAUCUUAAGCGAGAGUAUUGGCGCAAGAAGUCUUAUGAGAUGGUCGAUCAUUUUCUCGAGAAGAGUGCUGAUGAUGAGAAGUACUUGCUUACGCCGUUGGCUACUGGUGUUGAUGGAUACUUGGGACGCAAACUUACUCAUGAGGAGCUUGUUGAGGAAGCGAUGGGGUAUAUGUUUGCUGGAUCGGGUACUACAUCAUCGACAUUGACAUAUCUACUGUACGAGCUCUCAAAGUCGGAGAACGCCGCUAUUCAGGAGCGAUUGCGAGCUGAAGUGCUGGCCAUACGCGAUCAUGAUAUCGUGGCUAUCAGAAACAACGCGUACAUCAACGCAGUAAUCAAGGAAACGUUCCGCGCUCAUCCAACAAUCAUCUCGACCAUUCCCCGCCUACUAACCGAGCCCUUAACACUCGGCCAAUACACUCUCCCAUCUGGCACCGUUAUUGGAAUGCAGAACUGGCUUCACCACCAUGAUACCUCAGUCUUCCCGGAUCCAGAGAAAUUCAUACCCGAACGAUGGCUUAACGAGACUCCCGAGAUGAAAUCCGCUCUUACUCCGUUCAGUCUUGGUAAGAGAAAUUGUAUCGGGCAGAAUCUAGCGUGGCAGGAGCUUUAUUGGGCUGUAAGCGAGGUCAUGCGCUCCGGUUCAAGGUUUAGAGUUGCGGAGGAAAUGAAGGAUUGGGAGAUGGAGAUGGAGGAUCGGUUCAAUAUAGCUCCGCGCGGGAGAAGGCUCAUGCUCAAUGUUUCGCAGGUCAAUUAG